Molecule: messenger RNA, 393 nt
Organism: Elephantulus edwardii (Cape elephant shrew)
Lineage: Eukaryota; Metazoa; Chordata; Mammalia; Macroscelidea; Macroscelididae
Gene: ADM2
Product: adrenomedullin 2
Exons: 2
Coding region: 1-393 (130 amino acids)
Biological process (GO): adenylate cyclase-activating G protein-coupled receptor signaling pathway; positive regulation of heart rate; regulation of systemic arterial blood pressure
Source: RefSeq, a predicted model, not a curated record
AUGGCGCGGCUCCGGGCCCGCACCCUCGCUUGCAUCAGCCUCCUGUACCUGCUGUCUAGCGGACUGGAGGGACGCCCGCGCACGGCCAGAGCCAGGGCACAUCUCAUCAGAACCUCUUUCAGCAUCCUGCACCCCCGGCAUCCUGCACCCCAGCCUAUGACCUCAAAGCUGCAAAAGGCCCCCUGGGCGCCUCCUGCCGUGAUCCAGGCUCUCCAAGAGCAUAGCCGCCCAGGCCCCAGCGUCCACAGGCCCAGAGACCGGCUGCUGCGGGUGGGCUGCCUGCUGGCCACCUGCCAGGUGCAGAACCUUGGCCACCGCCUGUGGCGCCUCAGGCAGGCCAGCCGACUGGACCCUGUGCCUGUGGACCCAGGCAACCCCCACAGCUAUGGCUGA